Molecule: messenger RNA, 4573 nt
Organism: Capra hircus (goat)
Lineage: Eukaryota; Metazoa; Chordata; Mammalia; Artiodactyla; Bovidae
Gene: SSTR1
Product: somatostatin receptor 1
Exons: 1
Coding region: 691-1863 (390 amino acids)
Biological process (GO): cellular response to estradiol stimulus; neuropeptide signaling pathway
Cellular component (GO): membrane; neuron projection
Molecular function (GO): neuropeptide binding; somatostatin receptor activity
Source: RefSeq, a predicted model, not a curated record
GAUCCGCGUGGAGUUGGGGGACCCUCAGGGCGGGGCGGCAACCGAGGGAAACUGAGAUGAACUCCAGACAUCAUCUGUGCCUAAGGUCGGCUUCACGCCUUGCUUUGGCUAGGAGCUCGGUGGGAUGGGACAGCAUCUACAGCCUUGUUCCUCACCCACCCUCCAGGAAAGCGGAGGCACUCCUCCGGUCUCCCUGAAGGAUGGGUAAAGGGGAACCCUGGAAGCAGCUGCUCUAGUCGACUGGAGCUCAAAACUGGGAAGGAAAAAUUGGGCGAAGGGUGAUAAGCCACCUCUAUCGCCUACCUUCCUCGCUUUCUCCGCCCCCCGCCCCCCUCCCUUUCGUAGCUGCUGACGCGCUGGUGGUGUCUAUUAAUCAUUCGCCAGCCCACAGCCACGGCAGUUAAUGGCUGUGCCGCGCGGAGCUCCAGUCUCCCGGCCUCCCCUCUCCACGCUCGCGUGUGCCCAGGCGCCCAGGAGCGGCGAGCGGCUGCGCACCGGCAACUGCCGGGCGAUGCGCUCCGCCGGCAGCGGUGGAGCUGCGCUUCCUGCGGUCGCUGAGCGCUUCCCCCAGGCGCCGGGUGACUGGGAGCUGCGGGCGGACCGCCGGGGUGCCGAGUGAGGGCGCCAGCGGCGGGGGUCGCCCGGAGAACGCCCUAGCCCCGGCAACCCCACCGGCCCCCAUCAGCUGAGAUGUUCCCCAAUGGCACCGCCUCCUCUCCCUCCUCUCCUAGCCCCAGCCCAGGCAGCUGCGGCGAAGGCGGCGGCGGCAGGGGCCCCGGGGCCGGCGCUGCAGACGGGAUGGAAGAAUCGGGGCGAAACGCGUCCCAGAACGGGACCUUGAGCGAGGGCCAGGGCAGCGCUAUCCUCAUCUCUUUCAUCUACUCCGUGGUGUGCCUGGUGGGGCUCUGCGGGAACUCCAUGGUCAUCUACGUGAUCCUGCGCUACGCCAAGAUGAAGACGGCCACCAACAUCUACAUCCUCAACCUGGCCAUCGCCGAUGAGCUGCUCAUGCUCAGCGUGCCCUUCCUGGUCACCUCCACAUUGCUUCGCCACUGGCCCUUCGGCGCGCUACUCUGCCGCCUCGUGCUCAGCGUGGACGCAGUCAACAUGUUCACCAGCAUCUACUGUCUGACCGUGCUUAGCGUGGACCGCUACGUGGCCGUGGUGCACCCCAUCAAGGCCGCACGCUACCGCCGGCCCACCGUGGCCAAGGUGGUGAAUCUGGGCGUGUGGGUGCUGUCGCUGCUCGUCAUUCUGCCCAUCGUCGUCUUCUCGCGCACGGCGGCCAACAGCGACGGCACGGUGGCCUGCAACAUGCUCAUGCCCGAGCCCGCCCAGCGCUGGCUGGUGGGCUUCGUGUUGUACACUUUCCUCAUGGGCUUCCUGCUGCCCGUCGGGGCCAUCUGCUUGUGCUACGUGCUCAUCAUCGCCAAAAUGCGCAUGGUGGCCCUCAAGGCCGGCUGGCAGCAGCGCAAGCGCUCGGAGCGCAAGAUCACCCUGAUGGUGAUGAUGGUGGUGAUGGUGUUUGUCAUCUGCUGGAUGCCCUUCUAUGUGGUGCAGCUGGUCAACGUGUUCGCGGAGCAGGACGACGCCACGGUGAGCCAGCUGUCGGUCAUCCUCGGCUACGCCAACAGCUGCGCCAACCCCAUCCUCUACGGCUUCCUUUCAGACAACUUCAAGCGCUCUUUCCAGCGCAUCCUUUGCCUCAGCUGGAUGGACAACGCCGCCGAGGAGCCGGUCGACUACUACGCCACGGCCCUCAAGAGCCGCGCUUACAGCGUGGAGGACUUCCAGCCCGAGAACCUGGAGUCAGGCGGCGUCUUCCGCAAUGGCACCUGCACGUCCAGGAUCACGACCCUCUGAGCCCCGGGUCCGAACCGGGGAGCCUUGAGCCCAGAGAAGGGGAGAAUGAGGAGAAAGGGAGGCCGGAUGCGAGAGGCGAAAGGACCCCAGGCGUCGGGGUGCGAGAAUAAAAGUGGGGCCAGGACACUGCGCUUCGGGUGGAAACCCAGGAAAGGCGCGAGACAGACGUGGACCCGGAGCUUUGCUUAUAAGCUGGAAGACUAGCGGGCCCCUCUUCCGCUUCUUCCUCCCCUGCGCUUGCGUUUUUCAUCCCUCUGUGCUCCCCCCACCCAAGGCAAUUUCGAUCUUUCUUUCCGCCCGGUCCUGCAGGUGCAGGUGGUGAACUUAUAAACGUCUCCAACUCGGCCCGACCCUCAGCCCGCCAGCCGUUGUUUCUGUUUAAGCUGAGCCACGGUUACCGCCACAGGUUUCCCUCGGGAAAACACAGCUCGCCCUCAGCGGCGCCCUGCGGCUGCCCUCGCUCGCCGGGAUUCUGCUUGAUGCCCCUAGCGGAGCCUGGAGAACCCUCGCUCUCCCUCUCCGCAGCCCUCUUUUCAGGGAACUCGGACUGGAAAAGGAUCUAGGCAGCGGGUCUUUCCUCUCACUCUCGAGUGAAGGAAGGUGCGCGCAUCCCAUCCCCAAACCUCCCCCCACCCCGACUCCCCAUCCACCCAGAGCGGAGCCAGGUGCUUAGUAAAAUCGGUCCCGCGCUUCGAGCCCCAGGCAUUCUGCGAUCCUAUCCAAACCCCCUCUUUGGAGCAAAAAGGAGCUGAGAACAAGUGACUAGGGGUUUUAAAAAAGAUUCCGGGGUUUGACGGGGGAGGAAGGCUUGUAAUGGAAGUCACCCUCACGCCUGGUUCACAAAGGGCGCUUUUGGUUUCAAAGACCAAGCGCAGGGGGACUUCCGGGGCGCUCGUCUGCCUUAGGCCAGGCGGGACAGGGUGCGCUUGCCCCGGGGGACGCCCGGCAGCGCGGGUGCAGCUCCACUAGGCUUUCUCCCUCACCCUAGCUCCUGGAGGUGCCCAUCCAAGAGUCACAACAGGCACCAGGUGGGGACCUCGGGUGAUGCCUUCCCAGUCUCGGCCAAUCCCGAUCAUGUCACCGCCACCUGCAGGCUAGAGGGUGCGGUCUGCCCGACCCCUGAGGGCUGCUGCCUUUCAAGCGGUGCCUAAUAAGUUAUUCUCUUGCUUAACAUAUUUAUUUAUUUAUUUGUGGUGUUUGAAAAAUGUGGUCUCUGCUUUCCUCUUCUCUACUUGCCCUAGCCCAGGGCCUUUUCUUCAGGAUAUUGGUGGGGCCCGCCCAGAGGCGGCAGGGGACCCCCAAGGUCCCCUCAAAACCUCUCCUUUUUGCUAGGCCCUCUACUUUGAUUCUUUCCUCUAGCCUUUCUGUUUUGGCUUGUCGUCAGUGAAGUUUGCAGAGUUGUCCCUACUUUUCUUAUGUAGUCUCUUGUUUUAAAUAAUGUGGUUUAGCCUCCUCCCAUGCAGAGUGGAAAGUCCCAGCUGUCAACAUCGCCCUAUAUAUGAUUUGAAUAUAUAUGUAUGUAUUCAGUAUAAUAUAUAUACACUAUAUUCAAAUCAAAAUAGACUCACAUACUAGAUACAUUUAUCUUGCUCCCUUGUCACGAGUCCGUGAACCAAUUGCCAAACACAGUCACUAACUGUGACAGGUGUGAGACUGGCUAGAAUGCUUUUAGAUAUGAGGGUUCAAACAGCCUGCCCUCAAACUUGGAACUCCACAGCCUGAUUUAGACAGACUUUAGUAGGCACUGAGGAUGUCCUUGCUUAUGUACCUGCUGCUUCUAGGUUCUCAGCACAGGUGAUUCUCACAUACAAUCUAGGUAACACCGGCACUUCUUUUGAAGACAUUGAAAGUAAAUUAAUUUGGGUCUGUGUUUUAUCUGACCAACUUCAUUGGAAGCCUGAGCAGAGCAAAGACCAAUAAUUUUACUUCUUUGUAUUACCUGGGUUGCUUUAGGAUGCUGGCUUCUACAUAGUAGGCAUUAAAUACAUGUUUGUUGGUUGACUGUUUCAGUAAACCAGAGUGUAUUACAACACUCAGGAGUUCUCAACAUCUCGGGUUCUCAGGUUCCUUCAUUAACAUGAUACACAAUAGUUGAAAAUCACUAUGGAAAGAUGUUUUGUGUAUAUUUGCUUCAAGAACAUUGUGCUUUCCUGAAAGGAGUAACCAAGAGUUACAAUGUCCCUUAAAGUUUUAUUUAAUGAACAAAUAUGCUUUUGGUCAUAAAUUUGAAAGUUUAGAUCUGUCAUUUAAAAAUCAUGCAUAUUAUUACUCCUUUGGAAAAUAGAUUUUUAAUAGUUAAGGACAGUGAAAUUUACAAAUAAAAGUCGUGAUCAUUAUCCUCUUCUGGGGACACAGAUCUAGUGCUCUUAACCUGUUUCCAUUGUAAUAUUAACUAAAUAAACAAAUGUAUUAUGUUGUUGCAAGUUGUCUGACUUUGCAAUUUGAAUCUUCUGUUUCAACAGAUUAUAUCAAGACACACACAUAUUGGCUUAGUUGUUCUUUGAGCAAGAUUUCUGAUUACCUUUGGAAUUUUUACCAAGAUUGGUGUUAUAAUUUUACCUAUUUUUUGAAGUCUGUUAGUUCUGAGAAAGAAAAAACCUGAGUCAGUAUGAAUAGGAAACUGUACUUCUUCCUCUGUGGUUUGCUGUGGUUACCAGACGAACUAGAUGAUAUCACAAUCUCUCACAGAUUAAACUACUGGCUGCCCUCA